Dermatophagoides pteronyssinus (European house dust mite) is the source of this 1001-nucleotide messenger RNA. It is a transcript of the gene FRG1, whose product is annotated as FSHD region gene 1. Lineage: Eukaryota; Metazoa; Arthropoda; Arachnida; Sarcoptiformes; Pyroglyphidae. Gene Ontology annotation, molecular function: actin filament binding. The record is from RefSeq and is a predicted model, not a curated record. Gene Ontology annotation, cellular component: nucleolus; striated muscle dense body; catalytic step 2 spliceosome.
AAAUUAUUUCUAUCCUUAUAAGACGUAACAUUGUGAUUAAUUCGGCUCAUCAUUUCGGCUGAGAUAUAAAAUAUUGUUUAUUUUGAAAAUGUCAGAAUAUUCUGGUGUAAGAUUGGGCAAACUUAAAUUGAAAGGUGUUAAAAAACAUAAGAAGAAAAAUAAACGAGCCCGUGAAGAUGGUGAUGAUGACAUUCAAAGCAAUCCAUCAACAUCAUCGGCAGUCGAUUUUGAUGAUGCUGCAAAUCAUGGAGAUUGGUUUCGAGUUGAUCGUUUCGAACAAAUUACUGGAUCAAUUUGUAUUGAAUUCACUCCUUAUCAAUAUGCAAGAGCAUUAGAUAAUGGAAAUCUAAUUCUUGGAAGCCCUCAUACACCAGGCGAAGGACCAGAUCCGGAAGAAAUUUUCAUCGCUGUUCGAGUUUCACCAACACAGAUUGCUAUUAAAAGUGGAUAUAAUAAAUAUCUAGCCAUCGAUAAACAUAGAAAAGUUGUCGGACAUUCAGAUGCCAUAAGUAAUCGUGAACAUUUUGAUCCGGUAUUUCAAGAUGGCAAAUUAGCUCUUUCCGCUUCCAAUGGUUGUUUCAUAACAAUUGAUGAAACCGAAUCCGAAUUACCUUAUGUUGUAGCCCGAAGCACAAAAGCUGGUGACAAUGAAUUCAUCAAAAUCCGUACAAAUAUCAAUCCCGAAAUGACACGUUUGGAAAAAUUGAAACAAAGUAUACCGAAUGAAGAAAAAGGAUCACUUCGUGAUUGUGAAAUAAAUUAUGUAAAAAAAUUUCAAAGUUUUCAAGAUAAAAAAUUACGUUUAAAUGACAACAGUGUUCAAUCAUUGAAAGAAGCAAAAACCAAAGGACGUUUACAUGAAGAAUUACUGGAUAGACGAGCCAAAAUGAAAUCGGAUAAAUUUUGCAAAUAAUAAAUUGCUUGUCUAACCGUUUCCGUAAUGUAAUUAAUCAUUGAUCAUCAUCUGAAAUUUGAAUUAUGACAAUUUUUAACAACAAAAA